Messenger RNA from Paramuricea clavata, 4849 nucleotides. The record is from the annotation of a GenBank genome assembly. Lineage: Eukaryota; Metazoa; Cnidaria; Anthozoa; Malacalcyonacea; Plexauridae.
GUGCAAUUGAAGAAAAAAAGUCAGAAAAUGUUGCCACGUUUCAAGAGAAAAAGCCAGUAAUUACAGGUAACACGUCUACUAAAUUAGAAUAUAAUGAAAAUCCAUCACUAAAUCAAAAUAGAAAAGAAGUAAAUAGCACUUUUAUGUUUUAAAUAAUUAAAUAACUCCUAAUUCUUCGGCUAUAUUGAUUUGAAUCUUUUGGACAAUACAAAUAACAAAAUGUCUACGUCUUAUUUAUCUCAAAAAAUAUUAUGCGCAUUACAUUUACACUCUCCGUAUUGAUUGAUUGGUUGAUACAAUCAUUGAUAUAUCACAAAAUUAUGAUCUCAGAUCUGCAAUUAAUAGUAAUGUACAUGUAUAUAUGACGUCAGCUAUGCAUGUAGAGAAUAGUCGCGAAAGCAGCUUGUGUAUACACGAAAGAAAAUAAAGCCACGGCGAGAUUUGUCUCGCUAAAUGAAAACUAUUAGACAAAAAAGAAGUGGAAACAUGGAAACACAAACGAGCUGCAAAGACAGCAUUCAGAAUUUUCAAAAAAACAUCUUGCUUUGCUAUUUAUUGCAAUUUUAUAUUUUCUUAUAUAACUUUUGAAAUAAUAUUUGAAUUCGCUUUUCGUGUGAUAUCGAGAAUUAUGGUGGCCUCGUUUGUGUUAUAAACAUGCAAUCUCGCAGUGGUGAAAGCAACAUGGUAGACAUUGCAACAUGUACACAUGAUGAUAUGCAUGCAAAUUUUUAAUGAUUUAUAUUAUUUAUAUAAACUUUUACAAAUGUAUUGACUUUAACCAGGUUAUUAGCAGAGCAUGACCAGUUGUCAUGGCUACAGCUUCGCCACAUCGAAAAAUUAAAUAUUUUAAAAUUUUUAGUAUUUUUGCUGCCGAGCGCCAGCGAGGCACACACUAUUCUCGACGCACGUUGUGGCUUGAAUCUCUUGUGGCUUGAAUCUCGAUAUUUCGUCGAGUUGUAUGUCGCAUCCAAGGGGGUUACGGAAAUUAAUGAAGUAUGAAGGGGGGGGGGGGGUGUCUAUCAUCGUUGAAACAAUAUGCGAUUUUAGUGUUCGAUAUAGAGCUAGGUAUUGAAACAAUAUCAUGAUAUUACAAAAAUAUAACUAACGAUGUGUCGUUUAUCAAUCUUCAAUUACUGUGUAAGAAAAAAAAUAGAAACGACAUCGUCAACGUAAUCAGGCUUAUUAAAAUAAGAUUUCUAUAGCAACCCAGUGUGGAUUGUUGUCUGCAUAUUUUAUAGCAAUGAUGUAUUUGUCAAUAAUGAUCUAUUCGUCAAUAGUGUGUUAAUUAUAAUACAACGAGUAAAAAUGUAAUAGCAUGUUAUCGAGAUGAUUUUGCCUUAUGAACCUAUAAUAUAUGGAAAUGCUAGUAAAGAUUAUUGUUAUUGUUAAUGUUAUUGUAUUAGGCAAAUGAGAACCAUACUGAUAAAUGUUUUAUUUCUAGUUGGUAUUUUGAACGCUCGCUUUAUUUCAUGAAUUUUGCUAUAAAACAAACCAAAAAGAACGAACACGGAAAAUUACUUGCGCGAAUUUAAAGCUGAGCGAAUGUGUCUCAACAAAGUGCGCGAAAUUAAAAUUUUAUUAAAUCGCACGAAUUUAAAGCUAGCGAAAAUGAAUACGACGCGAAUCUUUAAUACAAGUAUGAAGGUCCAUAUGGUAUCAUAUUUCAUAGUAACGAACAAUGUAAAAUAGCCGCCGAACAUAACUUUGGCCCCUUUGGACAUAUCUUUUUCGUAAUAGUCUUAUUCGAACCGGAAUCCAAAACAUUAUUUAGAGUGUUAUUUUCAAGCUUGUGUCGUCAGAUUUUCACCUUUUAUUUCGGUACUUACAGAAAUAAGUAAAUAGUAUUUAUAUUUUUAGCGCGGCCAGUGAAACGUUCUCAAAACAAAGCGCUGUUUACAUCCUGGCCCUAGGGGUUUGGAAAAACCGGAAAUCGAUUCUACAAGUCAAAGUACUCACAGUGGCAUGGUUUACACGUGCAUCGGGCUAUAUAUGGCCAAGCAUACACCUGGCGCGUGCGUGCGAAUGAAAACCCGAUAUUUUGAAAAAUUCAAAAAAAAUAUUUCUACUCUGUGCCGUAUUCAAACGAAACUUUCUACAUGAAAGCGCUUGAAUAGAAGGAGUAUUUUACUCACAUUGACUCUAAGCAAAUUCUGAAGAGUUAAGAAGAUAUUCAUGUGAUUGGUCUUAAAUGAUGAACGAGAAACCAAUUUGUGCAGGAAACAUAGCCAUAGGGGAUAUAACCUUCACGUGCAGGCUUGCCAUGCUACCUAUGAUGAAACGUGGAAAUGAGGCCAUUGAGUUAAAUGUAAACUGCCCUUUAGAGAAUUGUCUAGAAGUAUAAACGUUUGCAUACAGUUCAUGUUGGCAAAAAGGCAGCACUUUCCUUGCGAUAGUGACUCCUAGUUCACACAAUAUUUUGAUAUAGCUAUAAUAUAUGCUUGCAUUAAACUUAGUAUUUUUAAACCCCUCACUCACAAGUGAGAUCCCCGUUCGGAAUUUGGAUUUUUUCAAUCUAAAUAAAUGGCACUAAUAAAUGCCUGCAAUUAAUUUCACAAUGAAGCAUGAAAAGAAAUCUACAAAUUUAAAUGUUUUGCUUCGUCAGUUUAGUUGAACAUUUCAGAAACAAUAAGCGAUAAAAAUGAAAGAAUAUCACACGUCAUGAUAAGCAUGCAAAAUUAUAAAUAUCCUCUCAUUUCAUUUUUUCAGAGGAGUGGGUGGAUGAGCUGAUGGAAGAAGCGUGCAACCCAAGCAGAACAGAAAGAAUACACCAGUGAAGACUUGGUCCUUAUGGAAAAAUACAUCAAAGAAAUUUCUCCUUUGUACGUGUAUACUCGCCAAAUAUCAAUUAAGGAACCUUUCACUGAGAAAGUUCGUAAAGCCAUGACAGAAAAUGUUAAAAAGUCAGUACAUGCAAGCUUCUUGAAUCAACACGUUCAAGUUGGCGGGAAAAAUGGAAAAUUUGCUAACGGGGAUAGAAAAGUUUUCAACUUUGCAAGAAGCGAAGUAUUUAAAAAUGCAUCGACUCAAAAGCCUGCAAGACUGAAUGAAACUUUCGCUUCAUACAUCAAAUCCAUUGGUCAAAUUGCAUGUGGCAAAGUUCGAGGGACAUGUUUCCUUGUUGCGGACGCGCUGGUGAUAACGAACUAUCACAUUUACAGGAUGAUUAAAGAUGAAAGAAAUAGGCUUCGGGAUCCCAAUUUGCCCAUCACUGUUUUGUUUGGUUAUUUGCGCCCUGAACAAACAGAACAUAUUUUCACUGUAGAAGUUGAUGAAGAACGGGACACCACGUUUGAGAAUCCAUUCUUGGAUUAUAAAUUUUUUCAUUUAAGGCAAAGCGAAGGUCUUAAUUAUCGUGUUCCACUUGGCCCAAUGGUAAGAAAUUGGCAAUUAUCAGAUGGGCAAGUUAUCAUCCUUGGGCAUCCGAAAGGAAAGGAAAUGAAGGAGGAAGUCUGUGUUGUUGUCGGCUAUCGCAAGAUGCAGGAGAGAAUAAGAGAAAGACAUGAACAGUUUAAUGGCGUACAUAUGACCAAUGCACAGUUACUGCAGAAAACUGAAGAUUACCAAGGUCGUCUGUCAUACGACACUAGUUUUUUCCGUGGUGCUAGCGGAUCUCCUGUUAUUGAAAUGAAUGGAAACAUCGUCGCCAUGCACACACAGGGAUACCUUCUUGACAGAACAGAAGAAAAUAUUCCAAAUCAGCAGGAACCUAUCCCGCAUCAAGAGCAACAAGAUAUUCCUAGACAAAGAAAUACAAGAACAUAUUCCUUGAUGGAGUUUGGUGUCCAGUUUAUUUCAAUAUGUAGAGAUAUAAGACGACAGCAUGGUGAAAAUGUUGCAGAAACUCUUUUUCCACAUUAUAAACUGAAACCAGGCGAAGCACCAAUGGAUGCAAUCUAGUUGUACUUUCAAAAGUUGUUGAGACGCUUGCGGUUUUAGAAUAUCAGUGGAUAUAUGCAAAUUAUUACAAACGUUUAUAUCUCCCUCCCCCUCCCCAUUUUUAAAUGGGGGGGGGGGGAGAGAGAUAUAAACGUUUGUAAUAAUUUGCAUAUACCACUGAUAUUUUAAACAUUAAAAUGUUGUUUACCCGAUCAAACACAAAAGUAAGAUGGUAAUUGAGACUUAACAUUGAAAGAGGGUCGGGGAGGUAUAGUGCUUAGGGAUAAUGUAUAUAUAAUUUGUGUAAAUAUGCAUAAUAGAUUAGUUUGGAUAAUUAGGUAUAAAUAGGGGUCGUAGAAGUCGGCCGUAUUGAUUUUUGUACUUCAAUAAUAACAUGUAGAAGUUUGUAAGUUUUCUAUAUACAUCUUUUAUAACGAAAAAACACUAAAAGAGAGGGGUGGGUAUGGAAAUUCGAAAAAUAAUAAGUAGUCAGGUUAUCUUUGUAAAUAAUUGCACAAACUAACAUGUAAAACCCCUUUCCCUCCGUUUCAAUGUUGCUCUGUUUGCUAGGAGAUUUAUUAACAAGAGAGUUUAUAUUAAACUGUUUCAGAUAAAAUAUUAGUUUCAGUCUCGCAAUAUUGAACAGUGGGAAAGGGUGCUUAUAUGCCCAUAACUAAAUGACGAACUUCAGCCUAAUCGGUUCACAAUUUUCACUGAUUGUAGGAUACAUCUACAAAGACCAAAAAUUAUAAACUGUACACUUUAAUUUGUACAGGUUGUUGCGCAGGCAACCAAGUUAGAAUCUAAUAUAUCUUGAAUCAAAAAUCUUAUAUUAACAACCUCUCCCAUGCACUGAUGAGGUGUUUAUAUAUACAUUUUUGUCUAGACUGUUCUCGCUGGAGAUCCACUAAUGGCUAGCCCUAUUGGUCAGCUCAGAGUCACUACAGAAGGAAACCUAAACCAUAUAUAGUUC